Messenger RNA from Diceros bicornis minor, 2694 nucleotides. It is a transcript of the gene DSC1, whose product is annotated as desmocollin 1. Gene Ontology annotation, cellular component: desmosome; plasma membrane. Gene Ontology annotation, molecular function: calcium ion binding. Gene Ontology annotation, biological process: homophilic cell-cell adhesion. The record is from RefSeq and is a predicted model, not a curated record. Lineage: Eukaryota; Metazoa; Chordata; Mammalia; Perissodactyla; Rhinocerotidae. The transcript has 16 exons. The coding region runs from base 1 to 2694 and encodes 897 amino acids.
AUGGCUGUGGCCUCCGCUGCCCCAGGGAGCAUCUUCUGUAAGCAGCUCCUUUUCUCUCUCCUGGUUUUAAUAUUAUUUUGCGAUGCUUGUAAGAAAAUUUCUCUUCAAGUUCCUUCUCAUCUUCAGGCUGAAACACUUGUAGGCAAAGUGAAUCUGAAGGAGUGUCUCCAGUUGGCCAGCCUAAUCCUGUCAAGUGAUUCUGACUUCAGAAUUCUAGAAGAUGGCUCCAUUUACACAACACGUGACCUCAUUUUGUCUUCUGAAAAGAAGAGUUUUUCCAUUUUCCUUUCAGAUGGUCAGAGACAAGAACAGAAAGAGAUAGAAGUUGUACUGGUAGCAAGAGGAAAGAAGGCUCCUAAGAAGAGACAUACCAAAGAUGCAGUUCUCAAGCGCAGCAAGAGACGAUGGGCUCCUGUUCCAUGUUCACUGAUGGAGAAUUCAUUAGGUCCAUUUCCACAACAUGUUCAACAGGUCCAAUCUGAUGCUGCACAGAACUACACCAUCUUUUACUCCAUAAGUGGACCAGGAGUGGACAAAGAGCCCUUCAAUUUAUUCUUUAUAGACAAAGACACUGGGGAUAUCUUUUGUACACGAAGCAUAGACCGUGAGCAAUAUGACCAGUUUCCAAUAUAUGCCUAUGCAACGACUGCAGAUGGUUAUGCUCCAGAGUACCCACUCCCCUUAGUAUUCAAAGUUGAAGAUGAUAACGAUAAUGCCCCAUAUUUUGAAAACAAAGUGACUGUCUUUAACGUGCCUGAAAAUUGCCGAUCCGGUACUUCAGUGGGACAAGUGACUGCCAGAGACCAUGAUGAACCUGACACUCUACAUACUCGUCUGAAGUAUAAAAUCUUACAGCAAAUCCCAGACCAUCCAAAGCAUUUCUCUGUACAUCCAGAUACGGGUGUCAUCACCACAACUACACCUUUCUUGGAUAGAGAAAAAUGUGAUACAUACACGUUAGUAAUGGAAGUGCGAGACAUGGGGGGGCAACCUUUUGGUUUAUUUAAUACAGGAACAAUUACUAUUUCACUCGAAGAUGAAAAUGACAAUGCACCAUAUUUUACAGAAACUUCUUAUUUUGCAGAAGUAGAAGAAAACAGAAUUGAUGUUGAGAUUUUACGAAUGGUGGUACAUGACCAGGAUUUGCCAAACACUCCUCACUCAAAGCCUGUGUACAUGAUCCUUCAGGGAAAUGAAAAUGGACACUUCAAAAUUAGCACAGAUCCAAAUACAAAUGAAGCAGUCUUGUGUGUUGUGAAGCCAUUGAACUAUGAAGUCAAUCACCAAAUUGUUUUGCAAAUUGGUGUACUUAAUGAAGCACAAUUCUCUAAAGCAGCAAACUUGCAAAAUCCUACUAUGUGCACUACAACAGUCACUGUUAAAGUUAAAGACAGUGAUGAGGGCCCUGAAUGCCAACCACCAGUAAAAGUUAUUCAGAGUAAAGAUGGCCUCCCAGCUGGCAAAGAACUCCUUGGAUAUAAAGCAUCGGAUCCAGAAAACCGCAGUGGGGAAGGCUUAAGGUAUAAGAAGAUACAAGAUGAAGAUAAUUGGUUUGAAAUUGACGAACACACUGGUGACUUGAGAACUGUAAAAGUGCUAGACAGAGAAUCAAAAUUCGUAAAAAAUGACCAAUACAAUGUUUCUGUGGUUGCAAUGGAUGCAGAUGGCAGAUCUUGCACUGGAACAUUACUAAUUCUUUUGGAAGAUAAUAACGAUCACCCACCACAACUUGAAAAAGAAGUGACAAUUUGUCGAAAUACUAAGGAUUCUGCUGUUCUAGAACCUGUAGAUCCAGAUGGACCUGAAAAUGGUCCACCUUUUCAAUUCUUUCUGGAUAAUUCUGCCAGCAAACUUUGGACUAUAGAAACAAAGGAUGGUAAAACUGCCAUUCUUCGUCAACGGCAAAAUCUUGAUUAUAACUAUUAUACGGUGCCUAUCCAAAUAAAAGAUAGACAUGGUUUGGUUGCAAAACACAUGUUAUCAGUGAGAGUAUGUGACUGUAAAACUCCAUCUGACUGUAGAAUGACUAUUCCAGAUGUGAGAGAUGUUAAGCCAUCAAAUGUAAUACUUGGAAAAUGGGCUAUUCUUGCCAUGGUGUUGGGUUCUGCAUUGUUGUUAUGUGUUCUGUUUACAUGUUUCUGUGUCACUGCUAAGAGAACAGUAAAGAAAUGUUUUCCAGAAGAUGUAGCCCAGCAAAAUUUAAUCGUAUCAAAUACUGAAGGACCCGGAGAAGAAGUAAUGGAGGCAAAUAUUAGACUCCCCACACAGACAUCCAACAUAUGUGACACAAGUGUGUCUAUUGGCACUGCUGGUGGCCAAGGAGUCAGAACACAGCAAAGUUUUGAGAUGGUCAAAGGUGGAUACACUUUGGAUUCUGGCAAAGGAGGUGGACACCAGAGCCUGGAGUCUGUCAAAGGAGUGGGACAGGGAGUAACAGAUACUGGCCGAUUCACAUACAACGAAUGGCACAGCUUCACCCAACCGCGGCUUGGCGAAAAGGUGUAUCUGUGUGGACAAGAUGAGGAGCACAAACAUUCUGAAGACUAUGUGCGUUCGUACAACUAUGAAGGGAAAGGGUCCGUGGCCGGCUCGGUAGGCUGCUGCAGUGAUCGGCAGGAAGAAGAGGGACUUGAGUUUUUAGAUCAUCUGGAACCCAAAUUUAGGGCACUAGCGAAGACAUGUGUAAAGAAAUAA